AUGACCUGCAACGGAUGCAACGCAUCCGACCUUACCCGGUUGGUGUCGGGGUUCGCCUUUCACCGCUCCUGGGGCGAUAGCCUCAACUGGAUGCCCGACAACGCCGCGGCAGACCUGGACGACAGCCACAUCGGCAGCAUCGACGGACACAUGGGCCGCAUGGGCGACGCGAUGGGCGGGCAGGUUACCCCGGAUUUCCAGGAACACCGGCACGAAAUCACUCAUCCCGACAGCUGA
This is a messenger RNA of Geodia barretti, 237 nucleotides long. Lineage: Eukaryota; Metazoa; Porifera; Demospongiae; Tetractinellida; Geodiidae. The record is from the annotation of a GenBank genome assembly.